UAACUAAGAGCCUUGCUAGAUAACAGAAGCUGAAGCAUGGCAUCAAUGACUCUGAUAAGGGCAAGUGUACGACCAAUCUGCUUGACAACUGACAAGAGGCUGGGGUUUGAAGCAGACUGCAAAAAGAGCACAAGAAAGUGAUUUGCAAAGGGCAUUCCAGUUGUUAGCCUUACAUCUUCUUUCCUCUCUCUGUAAUGAAACAAGACUGUUAAUCAGCUAAAAUACCCUUGUCCUCUUGUCUCUCCACCAGAAAGUAAAUAUAGAAGAAAUGCAUUGUUUUGGAGUCUUAGCUGCNGUUUUCAACAUCAUUGCUUGUUUGACAAGAGGCAAGCCUUUGGAAGACUGGGACAAGUUAUCAGCUAUGGGAAAGUCUGAUGCACACUUUCAUGAUCCUGGGGAAGUAGAAGAUGAGUCCCAUUUUGACUUUAAAUCUUUCCUGGAGAAUAUGAAGACGGAUUUACAAAGGAGUUUGAAUUUGUCGAGAGUCCCCUCGCAAGUGAAGACUAAAGAAGAACCACCACAGUUCAUGAUUGAUUUAUACAACAGAUAUGCUGCAGACAAGUCCUCCAUCCCUGCAUCCAAUAUUGUAAGGAGCUUCAGUACUGAAGAUGUUGUUUCUUUAGAUUCACCAGAAGAAAAUCCAUUUCAGAAACACAUUUUGUUCUUCAACAUCUCUAUUCCACAAUAUGAGGAAAUCACCAGAGCUGAACUGAGAAUUUAUGUCUCCUGUCACAGAGAAGCUGAGUCUCUCUCUAGGCUGGAAGGCACCAUGGUCAUUUAUGAUGUUCUAGAUGAUGGACACUGGGAAAACCCAGAAAGUACCAAAUCUUUCCUUGUCUCCCACAAUAUCCAGAAGUGUGGUUGGGAGAUGUUUGAAGUGUCCAGCGCUGUGAAAAGAUGGGUCAGAGCUGACAAACUGAAGACUAAAAACAAGCUAGAGGUUGUUAUAGAGAGUAAAGUUCUGGGUGGUUUCACUUGUGAGAAGCUGGAUAUCAGUGUUGCCCCGGAUGCUAAAAAUCUGCCCCUGUUAAUGGUGUUCUCCAAUGACCGCAGCAAUGGGACAAAAGAGACCAAAGUAGAGCUCCGAGAGAUGAUUGUUCAUGAACAAGAAAGUGUACUAAAGAAGCUAGGAAAGCACAACACUUCAUCUGAAGAGGACGAACAGGGAGAGGAAAAGGCCAUCACUGGGCCGCACCAGCAUUCCUCCAGAAGCAAGAGAAGCGUUGGGGCCAACCACUGCCGGAGAACUUCCCUCCAUGUGAACUUUGAAGAGAUUGGCUGGGAUUCCUGGAUCAUCGCACCAAAAGAUUAUGAGGCUUUUGAGUGUAAAGGAGGUUGCUUCUUCCCUCUGACAGAUAACGUUACCCCAACAAAACAUGCUAUUGUCCAAACUCUGGUGCAUCUCCAAAACCCAAAGAAAGCCUCCAAGGCCUGUUGUGUUCCAACCAAACUGGAUUCAAUCUCCAUUCUUUAUAAGGAUGAUGCUGGUGUGCCUACUUUGAUAUAUAACUAUGAAGGGAUGAAAGUGGCAGAAUGUGGCUGCAGGUAGCAUAAAAAGCAGAAGUUCUAAGAAUAAGAAUACCCCCUUUUUCUGCUCUGUGUAAAUCUGUACAGCAGCGAUGCAAAUGAAAAUCCUUGCAAACAAGGUUUGGAGCAGGGUAUGCGGCUGCUUGUUGGGUUUGCUGCUUGUUUUAAAGGAAAAUUGUCAUUUAGAGAAUGGCAAUUAUUGUAAAUAGCCAGCAUUACAUAUCAUGGCAAAGUGAAUACUGGAUUAAAAUAUUGUGAGAUUGAAUGAACUAUACAUUAUCUGCCAAUGUGAUACAGUUUGAAUACCUUAUUUCAACCUUUCUGUUUAAUCAAUUCUGUUAGGUCACAAACGAAAGGAUUCUCAAUGGAGAUUUAGGAUGUCCAGCAAAUGUUUAACAGCUAUUGAAAUCUAAUUCUCUCAGCCAACUCUGACAUUUUCAACUUCUGUAAAACUCUGUAAAUGGAAUGUAGUCUGCAUGAUAAAGUCAGGAGUCUAAAUCCAGGAAGCCUUUUCUCAUAUCAAUAAUCUCAGAGGCUUUUACAGGCAAAUUGUUUGCUCCUGCAAGUGAAGAUUUGCAGUAUUCAAAACAGAAGAGACUCUCAGUCUUACUUCAUUCCCAAGUUUCCUUCUCUGGGUAGCAGGUGCCUUAGUUUCAGCUUUCUUAUCCUCGACGUCCCUAUUUUUACCCCUUUAUGGCACAUACUUGAAUGAUAAGAAGUGCAGCCUUCCGCUUCUAAGACACUGUUUCCUAGGAGGAACAGCAGCCCUUAUCUCUGCACAAAGAUAAGGAACCACUUUGACCUACUGCAUAUUCUUAGUAUUUCUUUGCAAGAACAUGCAGUCAAAUGACGUUCAGCCUUAGAAGCUGUAUCCUAAGAGCAGUGGGGGUUGGCAAAGCUCAGCACUUUUGAAAAGCCCAGGCUACUUAUUUGGAGGUCUAAAUACAUUGUUUGGAGUCUGACAUAAGGUUCUGGGGGGUUUUUAAUUUCUUCUUGGGAGAAACUCCAUUUUAUAUAUAAAAUUCUUUCACCCCUUAGAAGUCAGGGAAAAUCAGAAAACUUUCAUCACUUUUCUAUGAAGCUUAUGCUGCUGUAUGAGAAAUAUACUGUCAUACAAUAUUUCUCCUGACCAGUUGUAUUUUCACUAGACAAGGACCCCAUCUUUCCCGCAAUUAAAGUAAACUUCCUUUGAUGCUAAUGAAGGUUUUGCCUGUAAAAGAACAGAUAAAGUGUCUACUGUUGGUUGCAGGUGACAGGUUUAAGUGCUGUACAAUGCCACCAUGGUCCACCUCACUUCUACUCCUUCACAUACACGCACACACACACAAAAUCUAUCAGAGAACACUUUUGAACCAAAUCCACAACAAGCUACACAUCCAUUCAAAAUGGUGAAGAAUAUUGAUGAGGCAAAAAUCUAAACAGUACUUUAAUGUAUGGAAGCAACAGGACUUAAAUCAAUACAUAUGUUUUAAAUUAGGACAGCAUUAGGGCAAGACGAAUUCAUUUGGCAUGAACAGAUCACCUUGAAAUCUAAUACACAGUUUAUUUACUAUUGUUAACUUAAUACAGAGCAAACAGCAGGUGAGUGUGAGCAGGGCAGUUGUAAUUCCAUCAAGAACUGCUGGUUACAUCACAAACCAUGAGCACAAAGCACGAUUCACCAGAAUCCUUUAACUGAUUUAUAGGGUUUUUUUCUUUAGAACUUGUCUGCAAUUGGAUCACAUCUGAGAUCUGGAUCCAUGCAAAUUCCAUCCAUCCAUAGCUGCAGGUCAUUAACCUCUUAAACUUCCAAUAGAAGUUAUCAUUUUACCACUCCCCACUGGUUUCUGCCAUCUUACAGUCAUAGUUGUGUUUUCCUCCUGUCAGAACCCCCUAUGUUCUCUCCCUGUUUUGUUCAUGUCACUUAAGCUCCUGACAUUUUGCUCUUGACAACUUCUCUUAAUCAAGCGACAGAAACUACCAAACAAGCACUUCAUGUGAUCACAUUAGAAACAUUAGAUCACAUUAGAAACAUUAGAUCACAUUGACCUUUAUGUCAAGGUAAUUGUAGCUGUGUGCCCUUCAGUCAUCUAAACACAAAGUCCUAGUUAUAUUCUGACUUCACUGAAUACAGAACUUUGUCUGUAAUUACAGGAAAAAAUAGGGAAGGGGAAAGACCAGUUCCCAUACCCUCACAGAGAGAAAUUCUCAAGAAUAAUUUUUUUUUUCCACAUUCUGAAGUCAAACAUUGAUUUUUAUUUCCCAAGCUUAUUUGGAGCAGGGGGGGAAAAAAGGACCCAAAGCCAAUUUUGGCUCAAAACCUCAGAUCAUAGCUAUGCUAUCAGAAUUCCAGAGGAGCUCUACAGAUCCCAUCCCAAAACAGGACUACAAAUUGUUAUUGUAUUUCAAUUUAUAAAAUCCAUUGAGCUUCCAACGAGCUUUAAUGAUCACAUUCCCAUCGGCUUAACAUUUUGGUUUGUAUGGCAGUAAAAUGAAAUAUGAAUCUUUCCAUAGGGUGAUGAACAGGGUCAAGAAGAAAUGAGAACCCAGUGGUGACUACAGCUGCUACUACCUUCAGCAUGGCUGAAGUGCAUGUCAAAUUGAUGUUUGGUUUUACAUUUAGCAGCUUGAUUUAUGUAGUUUUGCACAUCCAAUUUUAAAUAACUGUUUGAGCUCCCUCAUGUUUCAAUUGCUUUGGGAUGCAACAAAUCAGCCAGGUUGCAAAGAGCAGGUAAGAACCUUGUCCCCUGCUUCAAGCUGUGCCCCACUGGACACUGAGAAAACCCCCCCAUCAUCACUUGAUUAUGAAUGUUGACCAGCAGCUUGCUGCUUCUGAGGAGCAGGUUGGGGGUUGUGCACUGUUCAGCAGAUGCACAGUUAAAAUUAAAACUUAUUUGUUUAACAUAGACAGAAGGCUGAUGCACGCCCUCCUUCUCAGGCCCAUCGGCUAUCUGUGUAACAGUCCUGUAACAUCAGAAUCACCUGCUGACUCCACAGCCAGUUUUAAGGCUAACCUAUAGCACUUCAGUCUAUAGAUAAACAUGGUAAGCUGGUGGAAGUUGGUCAGGAGAUACAGCUGGGGCUAUUUUUAACUAGUUUCCCACCUUGUGUAUGUACACAGCAGAAACAAUGUCCUCUGAUCUCAUCCACUCCUCCAUGCCUGUCCCAACACAGAAGAAUGUCUGCUGCACCAGCGAUCACUGAAAAUAAAAAGAUGUCCAUUUUUACUAUUCUUUUCUACAGAUAAAGAGGGAAUCCGGAGGUGUUUGGCUGGUAUCUGCUCAGAUGCCUUUAUGCUGUAAAGAUCCUGACAAUAUAGAAAUAGUAAUCUAGAGUUAACAAUUCCUGAUAUUCAGAAUAAAAGGUUUCAGACUGCCUCUCAAGGAGACUCAUCAUUUCAGACACAACUGUACCCUUGCACAGUUAACGCUGCUCCCAGACCACAGCUGAUUCUUCUUUCCAGCCUCCUCAGAGCCUGGCCAUUUCCACAUAGGUCAUGCACUUAGGUGCAUGGUCAUCCAUCAUGUAGGUCCACAUAGU
Molecule: messenger RNA, 5046 nt
Organism: Lepidothrix coronata (blue-crowned manakin)
Lineage: Eukaryota; Metazoa; Chordata; Aves; Passeriformes; Pipridae
Gene: GDF2
Product: growth differentiation factor 2
Biological process (GO): BMP signaling pathway; SMAD protein signal transduction
Cellular component (GO): extracellular region
Molecular function (GO): growth factor activity; cytokine activity
Source: RefSeq, a predicted model, not a curated record